UUUCAGACCCUGCAGAGCCUCUUCAGGGAUAAAGGAUCCAUCGAGUCCAUCCGGUUUCGCUCUGUGGUCAGAGAGGACCCGUCCAUGUCCCGCAAAGUGGCGGCGAUUCAACGUAAAGUCCAUCCCAAAAAGCAAAGCAUCAACGCCUACGUGGUGUUCAAAGACGAGGACGGCGUCUCGAAGGCGUUGGAGAGGAACGGCCUGGAGAUCGAGAAAGACUUCCACAUCCGAGUGGACCGAGUGACGGACGACUCGGCGCACGAUCACAAACGCUCCGUGUUCGUGGGGAAUCUUUCAUUCGAGAUGCAUGAACUGGCUUUUCGGCGGCACUUUGAAGAGUGCGGCAAAGUGGAGGCGGUGCGUCUGGUGCGAGACCAGAACUCUGGACUCGGGAAAGGAUUCGGUUACGUCCUGUUUGAGAGCGCCGACUCGGUGCAGCUGGCGUUGGAGUUGGACGGCACCAAACUGGAGGGCAGGGCCAUCCGGGUGAAAAGGUCUGUGAAGAAGGAGAAGCAGAAGAGUAAAACGGACAGCGGAGGGACUACGGGGAGGGCCGGCAAGGGCCCCAUGAAGGGCCCCAUUAAGGGGUCGGUGCAGCAGAGAGGAGGCAGUCGGGGAGGUUUCAAAUCUCAAAAGAAAUUCUCUGGAAAGCAGCAAACGUCGACAAACAGCUCCUUCAAAGGCGAGAUGGUGGAUCCAAACAAAAAGAGUAAAAAGAAAGGACUGAAGAAGAAAGCGAAGCCGAAAAAGAGUGUUCACAUCUGAAAUCUGACGCACGGUUACAGAAAUAAAACUGUCUGACUGAACCCAGCUGUGAUCCUUCCUCUGAAAAUAUCCUCUCCAAGAAGCCUUUGUCUUACCGUAAAACUUCAAAUAAAAGCACAGUCACAGUCAAACAUGCAGUCCCUUUCAGUAUAAAGCCGGCGUGGCGACGACCAUUGACCAUCAAAGGCCCGUCUCAGUUAGAGGCUAAACGUAAUACCAAUCUGCAUCUUUUAAUGUAAUAAUCCCAAAAACAUAAUACUUGUUGCCACUGCAAACGUAAUACCAAAUUUUCUUGCAGAUGUCCAGAAAAGAUGUCAUAAAGAUGUCUUUUUUGGACAUUUGCAGGAAAUUUCUUAUGUUUGUAGUUAGCAACAGCUAUGGUGUUUAUGGGAAAUUUGUGAUGUUUGUGGGAUCGCUACAUUAAAAGCUGCAAAUUAGUUUUACGUAUGCUAUAAUAAAUAUCUCAAAACUUAAAAAAAAAAAAAA
Plectropomus leopardus (leopard coralgrouper) is the source of this 1251-nucleotide messenger RNA. NCBI's taxonomy places the organism in Eukaryota, Metazoa, Chordata, Actinopteri, Perciformes, Serranidae. The record is from RefSeq and is a predicted model, not a curated record.